AUGGAUAAAGCUAAGGUUUCACUGUCAUCUACCAAUGAUAAUGAGGAAGACAAGGUGAAUUUGUCUCUUUACUAUGAAUCGCUCUGCCCAUAUUGUGCAAACUUCAUUGUGAAUCAACUGGUGAAGGUUUUCAAGACAGAUCUCUUCUCCAUUGUCAAUCUCAGGCUUGUCCCCUGGGGAAACACUGAAAUUUCACCUAACAACACUUGGAUUUGCCAGCAUGGCGUAGACGAGUGUCGGUUGGAUGUUGCAGAAGCCUGUGCCAUCAAGCUCUGGCCUAGUGUGGAAACACAUUUCAAAUUUAUAUAUUGCAUAGAGCGUUUGCAUUUGAUGAACAAACACGCAGAAUGGCAAUCUUGUUUUGGUGCAGCUGGACUCAACCCAACACCCCUUAGAAAUUGUUACACUAAUGGGUUUGGAUAUCAGAUUGAGAGAGAAUAUGCCGGUGAAACUGCUCGUCUUAAUCCUCCACACAGAUUCGUACCAUGGGUGCUUGUGAAUAACCAACCUCUUCAAGAAGAUUAUCUGAAUUUCAUAGCCUACAUUUGCAGGGCAUACAGAGGGCAAAAGAUACCUCGGGCUUGCAAAUCAGGUUUUCCUGAAAUCAAUUCAUUCGAGAUUGCAACUUCAAGCCCUCAAGUUUGCACUGCAAGUUCUGGGAAGUAA
Messenger RNA from Fraxinus pennsylvanica, 666 nucleotides. NCBI's taxonomy places the organism in Eukaryota, Viridiplantae, Streptophyta, Magnoliopsida, Lamiales, Oleaceae. The record is from the annotation of a GenBank genome assembly.